Linum tenue is the source of this 1530-nucleotide messenger RNA. The record is from the annotation of a GenBank genome assembly. NCBI's taxonomy places the organism in Eukaryota, Viridiplantae, Streptophyta, Magnoliopsida, Malpighiales, Linaceae.
CCCCCAUUUCCCCCUUUCCUUUCAUUUUGCUUUCCUCUCUUUUCCAGGUACUUCCAACUUUACUAUUUCUCUGUGCUCUUCUUCUGCUUCUUAAGCAAUUCCAUCCUCUCAUUCAUCCUCAGCCUCCCCCAUAGAUCUCUCUCUGUGAAAGAAACAAUUGAGAAGAAGCAGAGGGCUCUCUCUCUCUCUCUCUCUCUCUCUCUCUCUCUCUCUCUCAUGGCGGCCACAGAAGGAAACUCAGAGCCUCCCAAACCAGAGCCUCCUAAAACAGAGUGCCCUCCAGGUACCCAAGAAGUUGUUUCAGAAGAGAAGGAAAAUACCCCAAACCCUCCUCCUCCAGAGCCAGCUCUGAAAUAUAAGACAUGGGUUUUGAAGGUCUCCGUUCACUGCGAAGGAUGCAAAAGGAAAGUUAAGAAGAUCCUCAACAACAUCGACGGGGUUUAUACGACGGACGUUGAUUUGAGGCAGCAAAAGGUGACAGUGAUCGGUAAUGUCGAGGGGGAGACUCUGAUUAGGAAACUGGUGAAGACCGGGAAGCACGCCGAGCUCUGGCCGGAAUCCAACCCCGGCGAACAGAAGAAAAAGAAGAAGAAAUCGAAGAAAGAGAAAGAAAAGCAGGAAGACAGCGACGAAGAUGGGGGAGAAAACGAGAAACCGGAAGUUCUUCAACUUCAGAAUCCUUCUAAAACAGGCGAAAACGGCGCGGUGAGAGUUGCGGUUCAGUUCAAGGAGAUGAAGAUUGAGACGGUGAAGCAGUGUCCGCCGAUGGGUUCAAUGGCGGAGCCUCCUGUAGCGGAGAAGAGAGUCGGGUUCGAAGGAGGCGACUGUGGCGCCGCCGAGACGAGCGGCGGCGCUGCAAAGAAGAAAAAGAAGAAGAGAAAAGGUAGCGGCGGCGGAAAUGGAAACGGCGGUGGGGAGCAAGGUGAGCAACAGCAGCCCUGCGACGCGCCGCCGCACGGCGGAUCUCCUCCUCCUCCCGCUCACGGCGGUGGCGGUGGUCAAACGCAAGUGCAUGUGCCGUACCCGGGGACCAAUCACCACGCGCCACAUCAUCACCCGCAUCAAUUCCCUCCGCCCCACCAUUACUACGCGCCACCGGUGUACGCGGUGAGUUACAAUACGGCGUACCCCAGUACAAGCUUCGGUGCGUCCUACUACGCCCCUCCGCAAUAUUCCUACGCGCACGUCCAACAGCCGUCGGAUCUGGGCUACUCGUAUCGUCCGUCCGAUUCGUUCGAGAUCUUCAGCGACGAGAAUCCCAAUGCUUGCUCAGUUAUGUAAGAAUAGAAUGUGGGAUGGAGUCUUAUAUUUUCUUGUGUGGGUUCUUUCUAAGGAGUUUACGACUUGGGCCAAUAUUUUUGUAAUGGGAAGUGGUAAAACUGUAAAAUUUGUGGGGUGAAAUUAGGGAUUUUCUUUUGUUAACUUUGUAUUUAAGGUAGAUAUAAUAUAUUAGCUAUAACUAUUAAGCAGCCGGGAAUUAUAGCCACAACUAUUGAAAUACAAAUUAUUAGUCAGUCGUUAAGUCUUCGC